UCUGGCCAUUUCAGGGAAAUUACUUUACAUGUGCACUUAUGUUAGAAUACAUUUGCUGAGGAAUAUCUAUGUGAUACAGUUUUCAUUUCUCUGUCUCGUGGAAUGUGUGGUGGAUAAGAUCCAAAGAAAGGUGGUGUAGAGAGUGUGGCAGGAAGUUUGAUAGGGGUUUGGUUAACUGUCUGUCAGCACUCGCUCUCUCUCUCACUCUCACUCUCUCUUUUUUUCUCAAUCUCACUCUAACGCACUUUCUCUUUUUGCUGUGCAGAGAUCUCCCUUCACUUUGUAACGAGGCAAGCGCUAGGACUAAGUCACUAUUAAUGGGCCGAAAACUGAGUAGCUUGUGGUAGGUUUACACCAUUUUUCUGCUUUCUUGGACGACAGUCAUUGCACCUUUAAUCUGAAACAUUUCAGAACAAGUUAAAUGUGGGUACAGAUACGCAUUUGGUCGUCUUUUGCCAAAUAGAGAUGCACUGGUUUCCAGAGACACAUCAAAGGACUGUUUUGUGAUCAUAAUGCUUGCCAAGGCUAGAGAGAAAGGUCUGAGUUUUGUGAGAUGACCUUUCUAAAAUUUGUUUCUGUUCAGUAUAACUAAAUCCCACUGAACCCGUGGAUAAUGAGCGCAGUGCGUACUGCUCCAGUUCAGGCGGAGAGUCAGAGGCUUUCCUGGGUUGUUGGGGUUGUGACUGUGGUGGCGAUUACCUCAUCCUUGCUAUCAGCUCUGUCCCUAUACCACGUGCUGGCUCUGCAGGCAGAGGUGGAAGUGCUGAGGAACGAAGUGAGCCGCAGGAGAGAAGGAUGCAGGGACACACCAAGGGAAAGUGUGAGAGGACCUCAGCCUCAUCAGCAGCAACGUGAGGACGACAGGAACAAAGCCCUGGUGAGUACCAGUGUGGCGCCCCCUAAUAUGCAGAUGGAUGCUUCUAGAAGGCAGCAAGAGAAGUUCAAAUUGAAGAAGAGAAGUCUGGCAAGCGAGUCUGAACAAUCAGUGGUUCAGCCAUUCUUGCAGCUGAUGGCAGACAGCAAGAGGGAAAUCUUUCAGAAAGAGUUUACACAGGAGAAACACACUGGCAUUCCGUGGCAGGCAAGUCUAAAACGAGGCUCAGCUCUUGAGGAGGAACAGGAUGUCAUAGUGGUCAAAGAGGAGGGCUACUACUUCAUUUACAGUCAGGUUUAUUACAAAGACCCCACUUUUGCAAUGGGUCAUAUCGUAAUCCGCAUGAAAAAGUAUGUGGUUGGGGACGAGAGUCAACAUGUUGUUCUGUUCCGCUGCAUCCAGAGCAUGAACGUGAAAGUUCCUUAUAACACCUGCUACACAGGAGGGAUAGUGAAGCUAGAUGUUGGAGACAGAGUGGAGCUGCUCAUACCUCGCCCCACAGCAACCAUCUCUCUGGAUGGAGACUGCACCUACCUGGGGGCCAUCAAACUGGCCUGAUCUAACUCAAGGAGAUGGAACUCUACAAGAUAGUGGACAUGAGACACCAGGUUAUACUGCUUUUGGAAAUCUCAGUAUACCCACUUUCUUUCACUAACCUAUAGAGAUUGUGCAUUUUGCCCAACUUAGUGUAUUGUUAGGAACUGAUGAACUCCAAUACUUUACAUGUGGAGGUUGAUGAGUGUGAGCUAAAUACAUGUGAAAUUACUGCAGUAAGCUUCCUCUCAGUGUGAAUGAGUGUAUGAAUGUGUGUGUACCUGGUGCUCUAUGAUGGAACGGUAUCCCAUCCAGGAUGAAUUCUCCCAUGCAGCCACGGUUCCUGGGAUUGGCUCCGGUAUAACUGCAACCCCGACCAAGAUAAAUGGGUGACUGAACAGAAUGAAUGAUUUGCUCCUAGUUGAUUAUACUAUAUGGUGGGUGGGUGAUUAUACGGUGCCCUGUGAUAGACAUCCAGGCUUUAUUCCCUCCUCACAUGCAGUGUUCCUGGGAUAUGCUCCGGAUGCUGGAUAAAGUGCUUACUGAAUAUAACUGAAUGAGUGGGACAUUUGGAACUCUUUACACAGUGUAAAUCAAAGUCAGCUUAUGGACCUUGGAAACUAGUGUCAUA
Ictalurus furcatus (blue catfish) is the source of this 2039-nucleotide messenger RNA. It is a transcript of the gene tnfsf13b, whose product is annotated as TNF superfamily member 13b. Lineage: Eukaryota; Metazoa; Chordata; Actinopteri; Siluriformes; Ictaluridae. Gene Ontology annotation, cellular component: membrane. Bases 614 to 1432 code for a protein of 272 amino acids. The transcript is spliced from 6 exons. Gene Ontology annotation, molecular function: tumor necrosis factor receptor binding; receptor ligand activity. Gene Ontology annotation, biological process: immune response. The record is from RefSeq and is a predicted model, not a curated record.